AUGUCAUCACUGUUCUCGGUCUUGUCGCUGUUUACGGAAGAUGUCAAGCUCCGCCAUGACGAUGAUCGAGAUGCUAGGCCUGUGUCGAGUGCUUCGAGUACUGGCUUCCCCUUCGGUGCAACGACUGAGUCUGGUCCGAAUACUCCGGCUUGGUUGGGUGAAGAGAACCCACGGAUGACGGCGUAUACGGAUCCGAGAAGUCGGGCUUCAUCGACAGCACCUGCCAAUGAUCAUUUGCCUGCUAUUCCACCACUUUCUCUGAAUUCCACAUCAGACCAACAAAAUCCGCACCGGACAGAUCAUGAUCGGAACAGAGAUCGUGGUAAACGGGGAGCUACCCGUAGAUCUGAGAAUGGCAAAUCUGUGCAUCCUGAUAUCGUCGCGAGAGCGACUAUAGAUACCACCAUCGCCAUCAUCCCAGCUACCGCCUUUCAUCGUCUUACUAGGGUCUACCCCAAAGCUACUGCACACAUCGUCCAAGUCAUCCUGACCAGACUCCAACGUGUUACGCUUGCCACUGCGCAUUCGUAUCUUGGUCUGACCUCUGAGGUCCUGCGAACAGAGAGGCAUAUGAAUAGGUAUACGACCUACGAUCUACCGAACCAUCUUCGUGGGGUGGCGUUGGAGAGACUGAAGCACAAGUUCACACAAGAAAAGGAACGUCUAGACUCGGCUGAGGACUUUAUGAAGGGCAUCGCUCUGCAUAAUCCAGGGGCUGUUAAGAAACGUCGUUCGAGCAGCAGCCUGAGAAGAGAGAUAGCCCAGCAAGCAAAAUUCUCGGCCAAUCACGGCGAACCUCACACCGGGCCCUCUAGCCACUGGAAGGGCCAUGGCCACCGCUCAAGUAUCAGCGCAGGAGAUCUACUUACCAACAUACAAGUGUCUCGCACCCGCCCCGAGACGUUGCCUCGAAUGCACACAAGCAAGCCGGCGUCUCCGUUGGGACUAGGGUUUCAAGAAAUAAUCAGUCCGCUGAGCCAGAUGGAGAACCCCCCUUUUGUGCCUGCGCCUAACCUGAACGGCUUACACGUGCACGGGCAGAAGUCUUUGGACGAGGACGACCUUUUCAGGCAAUCAAUCCUCGAAUGCAUCAUGAAAGCCAUUGGCCUCACAAAUGCAAACGUAGUCAAAAAGCCGAUAGACUCCGUCGAACAGUCGCCGCGCAUGGUUUCCUACGAUGCGCAACGGCAGAAAGCAACAUUCACCAACAAUGCCUUCGGCUUCAUCGACCCAUACGAGGGCUCUGGCGAUGGCGAUUCGGAAUCGGUCUAUUCUACGUUUGGCAACAGCAGUCCUUCGAAUGCUCGGAGCCUUACAAGCGAACUUCGGGACGAUCUGGAGAUUGUGUACUUUCCAAAAGAUGCCGUUCUCGUAGAACAAGGAGAGAGGAACCCUGGUCUUUACUAUGUCAUUGAUGGCUUCCUGGAUGUCAGUAUUCCAGGAAGUGAGAAAGAUGUGGAUGAUCGCUCGGCGACGACACGGUCUAUGGGACAGAGCUUGUCUCCGCUGAAAAGAGUCGCAACAAACUCUCCACAUACAAAAGCGGCCCAGAAAAGAGGGCAGUCGCGGAAGAGUUUGUUUCUGAUCAAGCCCGGCGGCCUCGCAGGAUAUGUUGGCACGAUAUCUUCGUACAGAUCCUUUGUUGAUGUCAGAGCGAAGACCGAUGUCUAUGUCGGCUUUCUCCCGAGGGCAUCUCUGGAGCUUAUGGUGGAGAAGCAUCCAAUUGUACUGUUGACUAUGGCAAAGCGCCUGACUAGCUUACUUCCACGUCUCAUUCUACAUAUCGACUUUGCUUUGGAGUGGGUGCAAGUCAAUGCAGGUCAGGUCAUACACCAUCAAGGGGAUGAAAGUGACGCAAUCUACAUUGUGCUAAAUGGUCGUCUCCGAGCAAUUCUCGAGCGAGACGAUGGGGACAUGAGAGUCGUGGGAGAGUAUGGACAAGGCGAAAGUGUGGGCGAGCUGGAAGUCAUGACCGAAUCUCCACGGCCAGCUACGUUGCAUGCUAUUCGUGACACUGAGCUGGCAAAAUUCCCAAAAAGUCUGUUCAAUAGCCUCGCUCUGGAGCACCCGGGCAUCACGAUCAAGAUAUCCAAGAUCAUUGCGCAGAGAAUGAGAGCUUUGAUCGAGGAUCCUUUUGAGCAAAGCAAGGACAAGACCAACGCUGGCUCAAAGCAAAAUGCGACUUCGACCAUGAACCUUAGGACCACAGCAAUCUUGCCAGUUACGGCUGGUGUUCCAGUGGUAGAAUUUGGAAGCAGGCUCUUGAGCGCUUUGAGUCAAAUAGGAGUUGCUAAUGGCGUGACUUCCCUCAACCAAGCUGCCAUUCUGAACCAUCUAGGGAGACAUGCUUUCUCGAGAAUGGGCAAGCUCAAGCUUUCGCAGUACCUGGCUGAUCUGGAAGAGCGCUACGGUAUGCUUUUGUAUAUCGCCGAUACGAACGUCAACUCUCCAUGGACGCAGACGUGCAUCACUCAGGCUGAUUGCAUUCUUUUGGUUGGACUUGCAGAAGGCUCCCCAAGCAUAGGAGAGUACGAGAAAUUCCUGUUGGGUAUGAAGACAACUGCGAGGAAAGAGUUGGUCUUACUGCAUGUCGAACGAUACUCACCUCAAGGCCUCACACGCAAGUGGCUACGAAACCGCCUGUGGAUCAAUGGAGGUCAUCAUCAUAUCCAGAUGGCUUUUCGGACCAACUCGCAGCCGGUCCAGCCUCAGAUCAAACGGUUUGGCACCCAGCUUAAACAGCGAGUCCAAGUCCUCCAAGCCGAGAUACAAAAGUACACUUCAAGACGAAUUCGACAAACACCCCUGUACUCUGCAGAGACCCCGUUCAAAGGAGACUUUCAUCGAUUAGCACGCCGUCUCUGCGGCAAGUCCGUUGGUCUAGUCCUUGGCGGUGGAGGUGCUCGAGGCAUCUCCCAGGUCGGCGUGAUCCGCGCCCUCGAAGAAGCCGGCAUCCCCAUUGACAUCAUCGGCGGCACAUCUAUCGGUGCCUUUAUUGGCGCUCUCUACGCUCGUGACGCGGAUGUAGUCCCUAUGUACGGUCGAGCAAAGAAAUUUGCAGGCCGCAUGGGUAGCAUGUGGCGCUUCGCCCUCGACCUUACAUACCCCUCUGCAUCCUACACCACCGGCCAUGAGUUCAACCGCGGCAUCUUCAAGGCGUUUGGGAACUCCCAAAUGGAAGAUUUUUGGCUUGAUUUCUACUGCAAUACUACCAAUAUCUCUAAAUCUCGAGCUGAGUUCCACGACUCAGGCUAUGUCUGGAGGUAUGUGAGGGCUUCGAUGUCUCUUGCUGGCCUCAUACCUCCACUCUGCGAUGAAGGAAGCAUGCUACUUGAUGGCGGCUACGUCGACAAUCUCACAGUCGCCCACAUGAAAUCUCUGGGCGCAGACGUCAUCUUCGCCAUCGACGUCGGCUCUCUCGAUGAUAACCUUCCUCAAGCAUUCGGCGACUCCCUCUCCGGCGCCUGGGCGCUCUUGAAUCGCUGGAACCCUUUCUCGAGCUACCCCAACCCGCCAACCCUCUCCGAAAUCCAAGCGCGACUGGCCUACGUCUCCUCUGUGGAUGCAUUGGAGAGGGCAAAAACGACACCAGGGUGCUUGUAUAUGAGACCACCGAUUGAUCCAUACGGGACGCUGGAUUUCGGCAAGUUUGACGAGAUUUACAAGGUCGGGUAUGACUACGGAAAAGAGUUUUUGGGCGGGCUGAGGGAGAGGGGGAUCUUGCCGGGAAGUAUGGAGGAGACGGAGGAGAAGAGGAACUUGAGGAGGACGAUGGCGCCAAGGAGGGCUAGUGUUUGA
This is a messenger RNA of Letharia columbiana, 3798 nucleotides long. RefSeq lists its product as uncharacterized. The record is from RefSeq and is a predicted model, not a curated record. Gene Ontology annotation, biological process: lipid metabolic process. Gene Ontology annotation, molecular function: phosphatidylcholine lysophospholipase A1 activity. The transcript has a single exon. Gene Ontology annotation, cellular component: endoplasmic reticulum. The coding region runs from base 1 to 3798 and encodes 1265 amino acids. Lineage: Eukaryota; Fungi; Ascomycota; Lecanoromycetes; Lecanorales; Parmeliaceae.